This is a messenger RNA of Prunus mume (Japanese apricot), 1707 nucleotides long. Its product is annotated as AAA-ATPase ASD, mitochondrial-like. Gene Ontology annotation, molecular function: ATP hydrolysis activity; ATP binding. The record is from RefSeq and is a predicted model, not a curated record. Lineage: Eukaryota; Viridiplantae; Streptophyta; Magnoliopsida; Rosales; Rosaceae.
AUCAUUGUCAAUACGAUGUUAAUGAUGUCACGGAACAGAUAAUUUCCAUUUGGGUUAACUCAUCGAGCAAGAAAACGAGUCCACGUCCGCACACAGCCUUUGCCGACUUCUGGCAUUGAGACAAAUCUACCAGUCAAUUUUGAACCAGAAACGUUUGAUGGUAUUCACACAGAAUAAUUAAUACCGACUCACACCAAGGCCUUUUCCAACAAAAAUAUAUUAAAAUAAUCUUCACCAAAGUAUACAAAUUGUAGCAUACAUCGAUACAUACAUCAUCUCAGAAAAACAAGAAGAUACAGAGGCCAAGAAAGAAGGGGCAAAGUUGCAAACAUGGUUCCAGCAGACAUGUUUGCUCAUCUUGGAUCCACGAUUGGAGGCUUGAUGUUUGUGUGGGCAAUCUUUCAACAAUACUUUCCUUAUGAAGUUCGGCGGCACAUCGAAAAAUACUCGCAGAGAUUGGUGGGUUAUGUGUAUCCUUACAUCCAAAUCACAUUCAAUGAGUUUACAGGGGAGCGUCUCAUGCGCAGCGAGGCUUAUUCUGCCAUCGAGAACUAUCUGAGCUCCAAAUCUUCCACCCAAGCGAAGCGGCUCAAGGCUGAUAUCAAGAACAACCAGUCCCUUGUUCUGAGCAUGGAUGACCAUGAGGAGGUCUCUGAUGAGUUCAAAGGGGUCAAAGUCUGGUGGGCUUCAGGCAAAAACAUUUCCAAGCAGCAGACUUUUUCAUACACUCCCAUCAAUGAUGAGAAAAGGUACUACAAGCUCAAUUUCCAUAAAGGGCAGAGGGAGCUCAUAAUUGGGCCUUACCUAACCCAUGUCUUGAAAGAAGGCAAAGCCAUUAGGGUCAGAAAUAGGCAGAGAAAGCUUUAUACCAACAAUGGCUCACAUUGGAGCCAUGUGGUGUUUGAGCACCCAGCAACAUUUAAGACACUUGCCAUGGAGCCAGAGAAGAAGCAGGACAUCAUUGAUGAUUUAAUGGCAUUCAGCAAAGCAGAAGAGUUUUAUGCAAGUAUUGGGAGGGCAUGGAAGAGAGGGUACCUUCUUUAUGGCCCACCAGGUACUGGGAAGUCCACUAUGAUUGCUGCCAUGGCCAAUCUUUUGGGCUAUGAUCUUUAUGAUCUUGAAUUGACUGCAGUCAAAGACAACACUGAGCUGAGGAGGCUGUUGAUUGAAACAUCAAGCAAGUCCAUUAUUGUAAUUGAAGACAUUGAUUGUUCACUUGAUCUGACAGGCCAAAGGAGGAAGAGAAAAGAGAAAGUGGAAGAGGAUGAAGAGAAAGAUCCAAGGGAAAAGCUGGCAAAAGAGGAAAGGGAAACAAAACCCAGCCAGGUGACUCUUUCUGGGCUUCUGAAUUUCAUUGAUGGGCUCUGGUCAGCUUGCCGUGGAGAGAGACUGAUAGUCUUCACAACCAAUUAUGUGGAGAAACUUGAUGCUGCUCUCAUCAGGAAAGGAAGGAUGGACAAGCACAUAGAAUUGUCAUACUGCAACUUUGAAUCAUUCAAGGUGCUGGCUAGGAACUACCUCAAGCUUGAAGCACACCAUUUGUUUCCCAAAAUUCGUGGGUUGCUGGAGCAAACCAAUAUGACUCCAGCUGAUGUUGCAGAGCAUUUGAUGCCCAAGUCCCUUACUGGGCUUGCUGAAAACUGCCUACACAAUCUGAUCCAAGCUCUUGAACAGGAAAUAGAGAAUGGGAAGCUGAAAGCUGAGGAG